Molecule: messenger RNA, 4591 nt
Organism: Xyrauchen texanus (razorback sucker)
Lineage: Eukaryota; Metazoa; Chordata; Actinopteri; Cypriniformes; Catostomidae
Gene: fhdc4
Product: FH2 domain containing 4
Exons: 12
Coding region: 196-2526 (776 amino acids)
Source: RefSeq, a predicted model, not a curated record
AAUGCAGCACGGACUAGUAACGAACAGAGACCCAUGCAUGGCAGUCUAACAUGGAGCGUGGUUUUCCAUUUUGGAGUGUAAGCCCUACAGCAAAAGUAUAUUCGGAUAUUACCAUUAAAUAUUUUCGUUGAUUAACGUCUGGAUACCUCUUAAACAAGGAUGAUGGAGCACGAUCUGUUCAAUUGACAUCCAACAAUGGCAUCACCACCAGUGACAGCACCUCCACCACCACCACCUCCCCCUCCUCCUCCACCACCCCCUCCUCCUCCACCACCCCCUGGCCAAUUCCCUGGUGGAGAUCAAUUUACCCGAGGGCCGCUGCGGGCCUCUAAAAUGCGUAAUUUUAAUUGGGAGGCCAUACCUAAGGACACAGUGCUGGGCAAACAUAACAUAUGGACAGCGGAGAAGAACAGGGAGUUCGAGUUGGACACAAAACGUAUGGAGGAGUUGUUCAGCCGCAAUGACCAGAACCAGGUCCAGGCCGCACAUCGCCGGAGCAUACGUCUCUCCCCGAGCAAUGCACCAGGACCUGAAGUGGUGUCCAUUCUCAAUUCCAAGAAGAACAUGAACAUUGGAAUUUUCCUCAAGCAGUUCAGAAGGUCCGUGAAUGGAAUGAUAGAUGACAUAAUCAAAGGCAGAGGCGAAGGAUUUGUGACUGGGAAACUAAAGGAGUUGUGCAAACUACUGCCAGAGGAUGGAGAGGUGCGACAGCUUCUUGCUUUUAAAGGAGACUACACAACUCUGUCUGAGGCAGAUCAGUUCAUGGCACAACUUGUCAAAGUUCCAUGCUACGAAGAACGGUUGAACAGUUUAGUCCUCAAAGAGGAGUUUCCCCAUUUCAUGGAUGAGGCGAAUAACUCUAUUGCAGUCAUGACUGCUGCUGGAAAAGAGCUGUUGGAAUGCGUCGAUCUACAUUCUGUCAUCCGGCUGGUGUUGAAGACAGGAAACUACAUGAACUCUGGAGGGUACGCUGGCAGUGCUGUGGGAUUUCGGAUGACUUCUCUUCUCAAACUUGCUGAUACCAAAGCCAACAAGCCUGGAAUGAAUCUCAUGCACUAUGUUGUGAUGCAAGCCCAGAAGAUAGACGCAUCUUUGUUGAACUUCACAGAGCAACUAAGUCACAUUGGAGAUGCAGCAAGGAUUCACAUACAAGAAAUUGAGACAGAGUUCCAAAAGGAAGUGAGCAAAGUCCAGGUGUCAAAGCAGAAUGCUGACAAACAGCCUGAUCUUCAAGAACAGAUGAGGGAUUUUUUGCAGUAUGCAGAGACCAGGUUACAGGUGACUGAGGCUUCUUUCCAGACUCUUGCUGCUGUGAGUGAGUCUGUAGCAGAGUAUUUCUGUGAGGAUCCCUCUCAGUUCAAACUUGAGGAGUGUUGCUCCAUUUUUUACUCUUUCUGUCAGAAGUUCAAACGAGCAGUUCAGGAGAACCUUGAACGAGAAAUGGCAGAGGUAAAGCGCAGACAACGAGAGCGUGUUCAGUGUGCUGCCAAGCGACGCUCCACCGCCACCUGCUCCAUGCGAGACAAAGACAUAGAAGGAGUUGCAUUGGAGUCCGUCCUGCAGAAGUUUAUCAACAAUAGCUCAUCCCGCCGCAGGGCUGGGACUCCGUCACCCACACAGGGAAGCAUUUCUGAGAUCACCUCGCAGGAGAACUGCCCUGCCAACAACCGAGAGGUCAAGAGGAAUAGCUGGCUAAAAAGUGUCUUGGCUGCGGAGUACAAUAAUAAGAAUGUUUGUGAGGAGGGGCCGCCCAAGCCACCAGAGAUCACGAUCUUGAGCCCUGGGGCUAGUACCAACUUGUCCAUCAAUAAGCGAGUCUCUGUGACCAUUGAGCAAGAUGAAGAAGAGGCCCAGACUGAGACAGAUGUGCAGAAUAUGAGAGAGCUGUCACGUAGGGUUUUACGUUUCCAGUCCAGAGGCAGCGCUUCGUCUGGUGAGGCCCUGUCACCAGUUCAGUCACCCAGGCAGCUGGUCUUCCAGGAAGACAGGAAACAGCUUCUGAUCGUGUCCAUACAAGAAAAUACUUGUACAUUUGAAGAAAUGACUUCUAAAAGCAUUAACACAUUGGAACUACUUCAGACCAACCAGAUUAUCAAUCGCCGGCACACAAUCGCACUUCCCAAAGCCAGUAGUGGAAACAUCAGUGAGGAGGACCUAUUCAUUCCUGGUAAUUUGAAGGGAACUCCAACUCCCCCUAUUGGUAGUAUUGGUAAAAUGAAAUCUGUGGAUUGCAGUAUGCUCAUUACACAACGCUUGACAGAGACAAUAAAAGAUUCCUGUGCCAAACCACUUAAAUCUCAAGAGGAAUCACAAUUAGCUGACUCAUCACAAUUACAAUCAGCUGAGUCAGAGGCAAAGACUGAAGAGACAGUGCGUAGCUUGCAAUUUGGUAAUGGGAAAAAACUAAACAACCAAACCAUAUCACCCAAAAGCACUAAAGAGACCUUCAGCUUUAUGUCUUUAUUUAAACGUAUGCGUGGAAAAUCAAACAGCAAAGAGCUUGAUUGCGAUAGUGUGGACCCAUGAUGAGAAGUCAUGGGUUUUUACAAACACAGCUCUACAUUUAUUCAAAUUCUGGAUGUGGAAUGUUGCAUUUGUGGGAAUUAAAGCGUGUAAUUUCUGCACCACCAAAUGAAAUUACAAAAAUAAACAUUGUUUUCUAACAUCUUCUCCAAAUACGCCUUUGAUCAAAACAAGAGGAUGCCCCCAACUCACACCAUUGGUUGAGUCAAUAUUGUUGUAUCAGGCUGUACAAGAUGUUCAAACUGAGCAAUUUUUAUAGCACCGCAGAGACGCAUUGUUUACAGUUUUUGAGAAAAUGACCCUACAAAUGGCUUACUUAUAGUUGUCUCUUCAUAUUAAGAUGGGAUUACAGAAAGUAUUUGAACACCGAAACAGUUACACACUUUAGUUUCACACUUUUUAAGAGAUAGUUCGCCCAAAAAUGAAAGGUUUUUCAUCAUUCAUGCCAUCCCAGAUGUAUAUGACUUUAUUGUUUCUGCAGAACACAAAGAAAGAUUUUUAGAAGAAUAUCUCAGCUUUGAUGGUUCUUUCAAUGUAAGUGAAUGGUGGCCAGAAAUCUGAAGGUCCAAAAAGCAGAUCAAAGUAAUCCAUAAGACUCUAGUGGUUAAAUGCAUACCUUCAAAAGAGAUAUGAUAAAGUUGUGGGUGAGAAAAAGAUCAAUAUUUAUCUUUUUACAAUAACUCUCCACUUUCACUCUCAGAUGUGAAAGUGAAGAUUAUAGUAAAUAUUGCUGGCCAACAUUCACUUUCAUUGAAAUGACCAACAUUGCUGAGAUAUUCUUCUAAAAAUUCAGCAGAAGCUGAAUUACAUAAACAGCUGGGAUGGCAUGAGGGGUGAGUAAAUGAUGAGAGAAUUUUCAUUUUUGAGUGAAUUAUCCCUUAAGCUUGUACUUGAUCAAUGUUUGCUUGAAUAAAACAGUGAAUUGACAUUUAUUUCCAUGACUCUUUAAAAAAAAAAAGAGCAUAACAAAAAGCAGAGAUAAUAAUGCUCAUGCAAUUUCACAGAAUACCAAAAAUGUUAUUCAGAUAUAUUUUUAAGAUGUGUACAAUUAUUAAUUUUACAUGCAAUGCACCAUAUUCCACACAAGAGGGCAGUAUAUGAUACAGAUUUCCACAGUGUUACAAUAGCCCUGUUCCAAAUUAUACACCGUAUACACUAUCCACUUGCAAUGUUCACUAUGCACUCAACUACGUAGUGUAUGAACUUUCAAAUUGUAGUUUUGUCCCAAGUGGAACACAAAAAUUUUUUUACUGCACCGAACACUUGCUGUUUCUCAGCUGAUGGAGGUGAUAUUUCAAACACACAUGAUAUGUUGAAGCUAUCUUUAGCGUUUUAGUCAAACUCAGUUCAACAAUUAUAUCUAAAAAAAACAAACAUAUUCAAACAUCUUGAGGUGAUGUUAAAACAUUCAACUCACAUUUAUAAGGUGCUGUCUUCAAAGAAGUUUAGCUUGUUACCACAUUCACCAUCAAUGAACUCCACUACAUAGGGCAAGCUGAGUCUGUUGAGUGCAUGAAGUGUCCAUCAUUCCAGUUGAAGUAGCCUACAUCAGAUGGGUACUCAUAGUAAUCCUUUUUUUGCAUUAUUAGUGAAAACAUACUACCUGCACUACUUACACUACAACAUGGUCAGAAUAGUGCAGAAGUGUACGAUUUGGGAUGCUGCUAUUGUCUUGAUUUGUUGACAGUGCCUUCACACAUUAGCACAAUGUGUAGACUUGAGUUGUUAUUUUCUCAUUCAUGCAUAAUGCUUCUAAUUAAGAUUAUAUUGACCAGACGUAAUACCAAUACAUUUGUGAACAUAUCAAGCUGAACUGGUUGCAAUAAAAUAAUCUUGUCUGAUAACUUAAGGUGUUUUUUUUAAUUCUGUUGACCUGACUUGUUUACACAUUAUUCCAAAGCAUACAUAAAUGCCAACUAGCACAGUACACCCAUACUGAAAUGGCCUAGUUCGUACCACAUCAUGUCACUGAAAAUGUUCAAUAAAUUGUAAGUCUAUUGUGUUUCCUAUGAUAGAGCAAACUGAGGAUUUAUAUACUCUGUUGCAUGAUUAAAAUGGGGAAUAGAGG